Messenger RNA from Rotaria sp. Silwood1, 306 nucleotides. Lineage: Eukaryota; Metazoa; Rotifera; Eurotatoria; Philodinida; Philodinidae. The record is from the annotation of a GenBank genome assembly.
AUGGUUGAAUAUUUAUCUUCAGACUUUCCAAUUUUACGAGAAGUUAACAACUCAUCAUCGUCAUCUCCACAAUAUCUCCGUAUUGGUGUUGUCCUGACUGCUGGCUUUUUUCUUUUUCUUCUUUAUUUCUAUGGCAUUCUUUUUUCUCUUAUUGUUUAUAUAUAUUUUGGUAUUACUAUUCUUGCUAUUGUUGCUGCUAUUCUAAUGUUUGGCGCUGCUAUUAUUUAUCCUCUACUUGUUGAUAUUUGUUACCAUAUUGUUGGUUUUCUUCGUGCAACCGGUUUGUUUUAUUUAUUUUUCCCGUAA